Messenger RNA from Nyctereutes procyonoides (raccoon dog), 3399 nucleotides. It is a transcript of the gene NUTM1, whose product is annotated as NUT midline carcinoma family member 1. The record is from RefSeq and is a predicted model, not a curated record. Lineage: Eukaryota; Metazoa; Chordata; Mammalia; Carnivora; Canidae.
UCCACACCUGAGAGGAUGGCUUCGGAUGGAGCACCUCCACUGCCGGGACAGGAUGUGACCCUGAAACCCGGUGCUGCCCUGUGUUCUUUCAGUGCACUCCCCUUCCCCCAGUCUGCUCCUGGCCCACCAGACCAGUCCCCCUGGGAGCCUCCUCCACAGCCCCCCCUGCCUCCAGCAUUCUCUGCAGGGAACCCUCUGGUGCUCUCUGCUCCUAGCCCAUUGUUGGUGACAGGGGAUGGGGGCCCUGGGCCCACUGUGGCUGGAGAUGUUGUCAAAGUCACGACGGAAGGGGCGCCGGUGGAGCCCUCUCAAACUCAGAGUUUCAUCCUCACUCAGCCAGCCCUCAGUUGGAUCGCUGCAGGGGCCCCUGAGGGUCCUCCCCGUCAAUUCGUGACAGCCCCUAACGUGAAGACCCUUCUGCCCACCAAAGCCAUUGCAGUGAGCCCAGAGGGCCUCCCGGGCCUUCCUGCUCAAGCUCCAACACCAGCUGCCCAACUGGCCUCCGUCGUGCGCCCAGAACAGGCUUGGCCAGGACCACACAGGGCAACCGGAGAAGGAGGUCCUUCGGCCGCCCAAGCCAAGCCGUCACUGGGUGACCUCUCCUAUACCUCCAAAGGUGUUUAUGAGAACUUCCGUCGCUGGCAGCGCUACAAAGCCUUGGUGCGGAGGCACCUAUCUCACAGACCUGAUGCAGAAGCCCUUUCCUGCUUUCUUAUCCCCGUGCUUCGCUCCCUGGCCCGGCUGAAGCCUUCUAUGACCCUGGAGGAGGGACUGCCAAGGGCUGUGCAGGAGUGGGAGCACACCAGCAACUUUGACCGGAUGAUCUUUUAUGAGAUGGCAGAAAAGUUCCUGGAGUUUGAGGCUGAGGAGGAGAUGCAGAUUCAGAACACGCAGCUGAGUAGUGGGCCCCAGGGCCUGCCUCCUGCAGCCCCUCUGAAACUCGACCCUCCGGGGCUUGUGGCCCCUGAGCUUAGCCAGCAGCCAGUGUACAUUCCCAAAAAGGUGGCUCCCAGGGCACGCGCCCCCCGCCGGCGGCAGCGCAAACCCCAGAGGCCUGUGGUCCCUGAGGCGCCCAAGGAGGUCCCGCCGGAGGCUGUGAGGGAGUACGCUGACAUCGUGGAAGGGCUGCUGGGGGCGUCGGACUGGAAACAGGACGACGAAGAAGAGCAGCAGCAGGACGAGGAAAGGAUGUGUCCCGACCCAGGCCUCCUCAGCUACAUCGACGAGCUUUGUUCUCAGGAGGUCUUUGUCUCCAAGGUGGAGGCCGUCAUUCAUCCUCGAUUCCUGGCCGACCUGCUGUCCCCAGAGCAGCAGAGGGACCCGUUGGCCUUAAUGGAGGAGCUGGAGCAGGAAGAAGGACUCAGCCUUGCCCAGCUGGUCCAGAAGAGGCUCCUGGCCUUGGAGGAGGAGGAUGCGGAGGCCCCUCCUAGUUGCAGCGGAGCUCCGUCGGACUCUAGUCCCUCUGGUUCGGACGAGGAUGAAGAUGGGGGUGGGCGGCUUUGGCCCUCCCCUGGGCCUCGGGUUGCUGGGGGUGCUGUUCACUUGGGAAAGGCUGCUUCUCCAGGAGAACAGGGGAGAGAAGUCCAGGGUGGGGAGCGGGCUGUCGACGGCCUCCAAGAGGUGCACAGAGAUGGGAAUGCCGUGCCACCCCCCAGCAGCUGGGACCUGCAGCUGGACCUUCCAGCUCCACAGGGGCCUCGAGGGUCCAGAAACAUGGAGAAGAGAGGGGCCAGGAAGGUGACAAAUCAGAUGUCCCCACAUGGGGUUGACCCUCUAGGAGGUGUCAUGUCACUGGGGCAGCCCCUGGUGGUUGACAGAAUUGCCGAGACUCUGCCCCUUUGUUGGCAGGGAGGCCCCCCACCUGACCCGGGUUCCGGUUUGGGUGUGCGACUUGUAGAGCUGGCUCCUCUGCAAGGACAAGGGUCAGAAGAGCAGGUCCUGGGGCUGCAGACAGGACAGGGGCUAGGGGGGCCUGCAGUGCUUCCUCAAGAGAUGGAGCCGUGUGCAGUGCCCCAGAAAGGCUCUUCAGGAGCCAUGUGGGGGGAUGACGGAGGUCCUCCGGGGGUUUCCAGUUACAAUGAGAACCCCUCCCCCAGAGCGGCUGGUGACAGGGAUGGGGAUGUAGUCUCCCUCAGUCGGGGACUUUGGCUGAGCAGUGAGCUGGCCGCCGUGGGCUUGGAGUUGCCCUUACAAAUGGAGGAGGUCAUAGAGAACUUCCACAGCAGGGAGAGUGUCACUGAGCAUCAGGGAGGCUGCCAGGCAGGGGGCUCCAGCAGCAGCAGUUCUCAGGGUCCUGGAGAAACCGUGGCACCUGGAGACGAGGGGGGCAGUGCAGUUCCCUGCGGAGGCACAACUGGCACAUCUGCCCUGCAGAAGAGAAACGACUGCAGCCUGCCGGGCCCUCUGGUGGCCAGCAGCCCAUCCUUGAGGCCUAACGUAAACUCCGAACAGGGCCCUGAGGCUGCCGGGGAUCCCAGUAGUGGUCUGUGGGUGGAAGGAUGCCCCCCUUUGCCGGAAGGCAGACUCAGUGCCCCCACCCUGGGACCUCCCAGAGAAACCCUUCAGCCCGCGUGUCCUGGCAACGUCCUGGUGCUGGGGGCCCAGGGUGUCCCCUCCUUUCCCCAGGCCGCUCUGGGGCCGUGGAGCGGAGGCCAGUCCAGUUCUCCUGUGUUGGAAGCCACAGAACAACACGUCCACCUACUGGAUAUUGGAGAUGUCUGCGGCCUCCAGCUCGGGGGCCGUGAGGACAUGGGCCCACCGCAGUUUACUUCCUAUGCCACCCGGGGCCGGGGCAGGGAGGAUGCUGACCUCCGGCAGCCUCCCGGCUUUGAGUCCCUCUCAGGGAAUCGGGAGUCUCAGGCCCAGGGGCCGCCCAAAGCCGCGUGUCCCUGCCAGGGCCUGGGGCCCCCGAGCGAUCGGUGGGGCGCCAGGGCCACCCUGGUUCUCUCAGGGGCCUCUCCUCUCAGUGAGUCCUGCAGCUCUGCGGACGGGGCCAGAGGGAAGCAGGGGGGCGAGGGGCAGGAGGAGGACGAGGGGCUCUCGGGCUUCGCCUACCUCCUGGCGUCCAAGCUGAGCCUGUCGCCGCGGGACCCUGCCCUGGGCCCUCAGCCAGCCCCGGGCCUGGCCCCGACGGCGCGGGGGCCCCACGGAGCGCGCCCCUGCCUGUCCACGGAGGUGGGCAGCCUCGACCCGGCCCCACGUGCCGCUGCUGCGCCUGGGAGGAGGACGGUGGGCGCGGGAGGCCCGGCUCCGGCUGCCGAGGGGCCCUACCCUGGCGCCCAGCCCGGCGUCUGCGGGGACGAGUCCCCAGGGCGGGCCCCACAGCCCCGCAAGCGGCGGCGGGACACCUUUGCCAGCGGCCGAAGGAAGAAACGGCGCCGUAGCCGGUAGGGGCGGGAC